Molecule: messenger RNA, 1498 nt
Organism: Emiliania huxleyi CCMP1516
Lineage: Eukaryota; Haptophyta; Isochrysidales; Noelaerhabdaceae
Exons: 3
Coding region: 32-1255 (407 amino acids)
Molecular function (GO): RNA binding
Source: RefSeq, a predicted model, not a curated record
UGGCGACGAGCCAAGCCACGACGCACCAUCAAUGGGAGAUCUGACGAAGGAGGAGAAGAAGGCUCGCAAGGCCGAGAAGGCGAAGAAGCUCGCGGCGGCCGAGGCGGCGCCGGCGGUGGACGAGGCGGCGGCCGCCAAGGCAGAAAAGAAGGCGAAGAAGGAGGCCAAGGCCGCCAAGGAGGCGGCGGCCGCGGGCGGCGACAAGAAGGAGAAGAAGAAGAAGCGUGAGAAGGAGGAGGAGCCGGCCGCCGAGGAGCCGCCGGCCAAGAAGGAGAAGAAGGAGAAGAAGGAGAAGAAGGAGAAAAAGGCCAAGGCGGAGGAGGCCGCGGAGGAGGCCGCGCCGGCGACGUCGGCCGCCACGCCCGCCGCCGAGGGGGAGGGCGGCCGCGUCUUCCUGGGCAACCUCCCGUGGUCGGUGACCGACGAGCAGAUCAAGGAGGUCUUUGCCAAGUGCGGCGAGAUCACGAAGAUCGAGUGGCUCACGCACGCGGACUCGGGCAAGUUCAAGGGCGCCGGCUUCCUCCAGUUCGCCUCCGCCGCCGCCGCGGACGCGGCCACCAAGCUCAACGGAAACGACCUCGACGGCCGGGCGAUGAAGGUUGAGAUUGCGACGGCAAAGAAGGAGCGCGCGGGCGGCGCGGCGGGCAACAGCGACCCGGGCGAGCCGUCCAACUCGAUCUUCCUGGGCAAUCUUGCCUGGAACAUCGAGGAGGAGACCGUGCGCGCCGCCUUCAAGGACUGCGGCGCCAUCUCCCGCAUCAAGUGGGUGGAGAAGGACGGCGAGUUCCGCGGCAUCGCCUUCAUCGACUUCGAGUCGGUCGAGGCGGCGACCAAGGCGGUGGCGCUCAACGGCGUCGACCUGGGCGGGCGGCCGGCGCGCAUCAACUUCUCCAAGCCGCGCGAGCCGCGGCCAGCCGACCCGAACAAGCCGCAGCGCACCUACAAGCCGCAGAAGGAGAAGCCGGAAGGCUGCGUCGAGCUCUUCAUCGGCAACCUGCCGUGGUCGAUCGACGACGACAAGAUCACGAACUUCUUCAAGUCGGCGGGCACCGUGACGAACGUGCGGUGGCUCAACGACCGCGAGACGCAGGAGUUCAAGGGCGUCGGCUUCGUCACCUUCAGCUCGACGGAGGAGGUCGACAAGGCGGUCGAGCUCGCGGGCGAGUCCAUCGACGGCCGGCAGAUCCGCAUCGACUACGCGGGCCAGAAGAAGGAGGGCAACGGCGGCGGCAACCCGUGGCAGAAGAAGUGGUGAGCUGCCUCCGGGGGCGGUACGCGGAUGGGUGCGGCGUGACGCGACUCUGCCCACGGCGGGAGUGAGUCAGCGAGGCCCUGCCGGCGCGGCAUCCGCCCGCCUGUGCGCGCCGUUUCUCCCCCGGCGAUGUCGGGACUCUGCACAUCGACUCUGUUUUAUGUGUUUUGUGUGUGCGCCGCACGAGAGAGUUAUUGAGCGAUGCCGAUGGGCCGAGUUGAGUCUAUGUGCGCGGCCACAGAGCUU